Messenger RNA from Pangasianodon hypophthalmus (striped catfish), 6015 nucleotides. It is a transcript of the gene tacr3a, whose product is annotated as tachykinin receptor 3a. Gene Ontology annotation, molecular function: tachykinin receptor activity. NCBI's taxonomy places the organism in Eukaryota, Metazoa, Chordata, Actinopteri, Siluriformes, Pangasiidae. Bases 1 to 1197 code for a protein of 398 amino acids. The record is from RefSeq and is a predicted model, not a curated record. Gene Ontology annotation, cellular component: sperm midpiece; plasma membrane. The transcript is spliced from 5 exons. Gene Ontology annotation, biological process: positive regulation of flagellated sperm motility; G protein-coupled receptor signaling pathway.
AUGGUUCCCUCGCAGAACGCUUCCAAUGUGACCGGGAACUGGACCAAUCAGUUCGCGCAGCCGCCGUGGCGCGUGGCGCUGUGGUCGGUGGCGUACAGCUCCAUCCUGGCGGUGGCCGUGUUCGGGAACCUGGUGGUCAUGUGGAUCAUCGUGGCGCACCGCCGGAUGCGCACCGUCACCAACUACUUCCUGCUGAACCUCGCCUUCUCCGACGCCUCCAUGGCCGCCUUCAACACGCUGAUUAACUUCAUCUACGCGGCGCACGGGGACUGGUACUUCGGAGAGGCGUACUGCAAGUUCCACAACUUCUUCCCCGUCACCUCCGUGUUCGCCAGCAUCUACUCCAUGACCGCCAUCGCUGUGGACAGGUAUAUGGCCAUAAUUCACCCGCUGAAGCCUCAUCUCUCAGCCACGGCCACUAAAGUGGUGAUCGUGUGUAUCUGGGUGUUGGCUGUGGUGCUGGCGUUCCCGCUCUGCUUCUUCUCCACCGUCAGGAAAUUACCCAGAAGGACUCUGUGCUACGUGGCGUGGCCUCAACCCGGGGACGACCCCUUCAUGUACCAUAUCAUCGUGAUGUUGCUGGUCUACAUGCUGCCUCUAGUGGUGAUGGGAAUCACAUACACCAUCAUCGGCGUGACGCUGUGGGGAGGAGCGAUCCCCGGAGACUCGUCAGACAAUUACCAUGGGCAACUCCGCGCCAAGAGGAAGGUGGUGAAGAUGAUGAUCAUUGUAGUCGUGACCUUCGCCAUCUGCUGGCUGCCGUAUCACAUCUACUUCCUGAUCACGGGUCUGAACAAGGCGCUGGCUAAGAAGAAGUCCAUCCAGCAGGUCUACCUGUCAGUCAUGUGGCUGGCCAUGAGCUCCACCAUGUACAACCCCAUCAUCUACUGCUGCCUGAACAGCAGGUUCCGAGCGGGUUUUAAGCGAGCGUUACGCUGGUGCCCGUUUGUUCGCUUGUCCAGUUACGAUGAUCUGGAGCUGAGGGCUACGCGCAUGCAGGCGACACGCCAGAGCAGCAUGUGCAUGCUGUCACGUGUGGAAACCACCAUGAUGGUCAUGAGCGACGCCACAGAGGGCUCCACCAAACGCAAGAGCCUCAUCAACCACCACCUCCACCACAACCACAACGGCUGCUCUCACUCCACCAAGAGAAGCACAACGUACACACCCAGCAACCCUCACGACGACUUCUGCUGACGACGUUCUUCUGCUGUUCAUUCGUAAGAAUUCUUAACAAGCAUUUGAUCAGAUUCAUCAUGCGGUCCUUCUGUCCUUCAGCUUUAACAUGAAGACUGUAAGAUAUUCAUGGAAUCUUGUAAAGUUACACACUAUUAAUAUUAACAUUAGCGUGAAAUUAGCCAGCACCAAAAUUGACGUAGUUUGUUAGAAUUCGUACAAACGUUUAUGUGAGCGAGUUGAUUAAAUGGAGAACAGAGGUUUUGCGUAACGUAAUCGGACAAAAUUGUUACAAUCUUACGAAUUCUGUGUGAGAUCCGGUUGGUCCACGAGGAACAGCAGUGAUCUCCCUGGACUUUUUUUUUUUCUUCAUUUCUGUUCAUUUUCAUUUUUUUCUUCAUCACUGGAGGCCAAAAAAGCAUCAAAACAUCAUGUUUCAUUCUAUCACUAAUAAAACACCAUAGUGGUGUGAAGGCAUGUGGGGGAAAAUCAUCUUUAUUCAUUCGCCUGCUUCCCUCGUGGUGUUCGGGUUAUUUGUUAUCGUUAGAAGAAGGGUAAAAAGGAGCUUUGUUUAAACUCUCUGUUGGCUUGUUAUCUCGGCCCAGUGUUGUUCCAGAAUCUUCCAGCCCUAACAGCUAUUUGCUCAGAUAACUCCUGCUUUUUCACGGGAAAAAAGAAAGUGAUGAAGGCUGCGUUUCCCAAACGAUAAUCGUUAAAUGUUAGAGCAGAGCUCCCGAGUGGCACGACAGAAAAGCCUUCACACUAAAGGUAGAGUGAGCAUCUCUCUCUCUCUCUCUCUCUCAUACUUUCUCUCUCAUACUCUCUCUUUCCCUCUCUCUCUCUCCCUCUCUCUCAUACUCUCUCUCUCUACCGCUCUCCCUCUCUCUCUUUCUCCUUCUCUCACUCUCUCUCUCCCUCUUUCAUACUCUCCACCUCUCCCUCUCCCUCACUCUCUCUCUCCCUCUUUCAUACUCUCUCUCUCCCUCUCUCUCUCUAACUCUCUCUCUCCCUCUUUCAUACUCUCUCUCUCUCUCUCUCUCUAACUCUCUCUCUCUCUCUCUCCCUCUCUCGUUCUCUCUCUCUCCCUCUCUCUUUCUCCUUCUCUCACUCUCCUUGUCUCUCUCUCCCCCCUCUCAUACUCUCUCUCUCCCUCUCUUGUUCUCUCUCACACUCUCUCUCUUUCUCCUUCUCUCUCUCACUCUCUCUCUCGCUGUCUCUAACAGUUAAGAUAUUAACAUUACAAUACACAGAUUUCUAUAAUCAGCUGUUUAUCUUUAAUAAUUCUGACAGAUGCUGCUGAAAUCUUUCCUUUGUUUUCAAUAAAAAUGCCUGAAAAACAUUUCUUUCCACGGCUAUAAAUAGAAUUUAUAUUAUUUAAUUUAUAUUAUGAGGGUUAGUUCGAUGAAAACCUUUAAAAAUUUUUAGUCUAAUUCCAAUUCUACUGAAACAAAAUAAUUACAAAAUAUUACAACUUUGAUGUAGCAAAAUGGCCGAGUAGACAUAUUUUAUUUUCACAUAUUUUUAAAAAAAAAUUGUAAAAAUCUAUUAAUUAAAUGCUAAAUAAGUUCAUUAUUUUAUCUAUAUAAAAUAAAAUAUUAUAUAUUAUAUAAUAUAUGUGAAACUGUAAAUAUUCCAGACUUUUAUUAUUACUCAGAGGGGUGAAUGGAACAUUCCGGCAUAACACUGGACUUUAAAGCUGAUUUGACUUAAAAUUAAAACUAAAAUCAGUCCUGAAUCCUGUGUUUUGUUCAUUUUUUCCGUAAAUUAGAGUUUUUUUGUUUCUUUAUGGUUUAGAUUUAAAUAGUAUAAUGUAUAUAUCGAUACUGCUCUGCUACCAAACCAUCAUUUCAUAUUGUAGCUGUUUAGGAUUCUGUGUCAGUGUUUAGUGCUCGAUUUCAGCUGGAGAUCUCGGACACACACACACACACACACACACACACACACACGCGUCUCGAGAUCAGAGAGCUGGAAUUGCUUUUCAAUGACUUCACAGUGUCGUGAACAUAAUCACGUUAUCCACAGCGGCGUGGCGCUCGGCCUUUGUGAACAAACCCAAACUCUUGGGAUGAUGGUUUAUUUCCCAGAGGAGUGUGUUAGCUUGUGUUGUUUAGCUCGUUGUUUAGCGUCGCAUUGUUUUGCGAUACGAUGAAUUUUAACAGCGAGUUCAGAGCUUUGGGUUUUUUUUUAUUGCUUUAGAUUUCCAUCUGAAGAAAAUAAACGUCUCUCUUUUUUUCAAAUAGUACUUUUGUUUUUUGUGUAAAUAUAAUUAAGUGUAUUUUACUAAAUUACUUAUUUUCAUUUCUUUCUUCUUAAAAUGAAGCUUUACACUUUACACAUUACAACUUCAAUGUAUUUCAAACCAACCAACAACUAUAAAAUGGUUCAAAUAGUUCAUUUUAUAGAGUUAUUAGCAGUCAUAACAUUUUGUAAAAUGUUACUUAAGCGUGAAGUUCAUAGGGCUACAUAUCGGCUACAUAAGUGCUGCAUGACAACUGACAUAAACCAAAGUAAACAUUUAUGAAGCCUUAUUCCAACAGCCAUCAGAAUUCUUUCAACAAUUUUGACGUCAAGUUGUCAUUAGACUUUAGGAUGUUAUGACUGUUCUACUUUACUUUAAACCAUCAUAACAUCAUCGUAGGCUUUAUAAAGUGUUACAUAAACCUAUAUAGACAUUUAUAAAGCCUUAUUCCGACAGCCGUCAGACUGCUAGACUGCUUUUGUACGUUUUAUGUCACUUUGACAUUAGGCUGUUAUAACACUUUCUGGGUUGAUUUACAUUAAUGCAUCAUAGCAGUGCUGGUAUGUCAGACUCACAUAGUGGUUAUAAUGUGACAUAUAUCAUAAGAUUAAUAAGAUUUUUUUUUUUAAAUAAAAGACAGAGUUAUGUAUUUACUAUUACCAUUAAAUCAAACCAAUUUAAUUUCACUACUUAUGUUUAUAAAGACUUAUGACAGUGCCAUAGAACCAUAAUGACACUGUAAUAACAGAGAUAUGUACAAGUUACCUUCUCUGGCUCUGAUUAUAGUAUUUAUAAGAUGUUUAUGAAAACCUAUGACACUACAAUGACACUUAUGUAUAUUCUCUUUGUCACUUAAUAAAUAUUUAUAUCAUGUUUAUGAAAACCUAUAAAACUAGAUUGAGAUUAUAAUGACAUCCUACUGAUGUUAUAAAUAGUUAUGUAUAUAUGUUUCUAUUCACUAAUAAUUACUUAUAGCAUAUUUAUGAAAACAUAUGGCACUACAAUGACACUGUAAUAACACCUUAAUGAUACCAUCACAGCAGAGUUAAUGUAUAUUUGUUCUCUGUCCCUUAAUUAGUAUUUAGAACAUGUUUAUGAAAACCUAUGACACUACAAUGACAGCAUAACGACAGGGUUAUGCAUAUAUUCUCUCUGACCCUUAGAUAAAAUGAGUUAUGUUGUAUUGUUUAUAAGAUAUUUAUAAGAUAAACUUAUGUCAACUGUUAUGUCAACUUGACGGCCAAACUGAUAAUCACAGCCUUCAGUCAGCUGAUGUGUGUUGGAAUAAGUCUUAUAUGUUUAUGUAUGUUUAUGUCAGAUGUCACUUAGGAAGGGCUAAUGUAGGUGUUAUGUAGCCUUAUGAACACAGCCCUUAUGUAAUGUGCUAAUCUUUUAUUAAGAAUUCAAUGAAUUGAAUUAUACAGAUUACAGUGGCCUGGUUUGAACCUUUUAAAUUUUUCAAUAGUGUGGGUUGAGAUUGCGAUUAAUGACACACACACACACACACACACACACACUCACACUCACACACACACACACACACAAUUACAUUUCAGCACCGCUGACACAAGCAGAAUACUAAAAUUUGGGUUUUAUUCGCUUCUUUUAAAAUGCACUAAUGGAUGCAGUUAAGCCCUGAGCUGAAAGCAUACGUGCACCCACCCACACACACACACACACACACACACACACAGACAAACACACACACACACACACACACUGAAGUCCAGGAGUCUUACCGAGCUCUCAUCAGACCACACUGAGAAUUCAAGUGUAAUGGAUUUUUUUUUACGGAUGACAGACAUCCACCUGUGGCCUCUAACACACACACACACACUCACACAGACACACAAACACACACACAGACACAAACACACACACACAAACACACACACACAAACACACACACACGUUACUGGCAAUUCAGACGUAUUAGAUAAAUCGUGUGUAUAGCUUUUGUAUUGAAAUGAAAGACAUGUACAGUAAAUGUUCAUAACGCCUCUUGAUUGACGUAUUGUGUAUAAUUUAAUGUAAAUAUAACGUAUAGAACUGCGACUAUAGGAACCAAAUAACACCGCCGGCGCUUUUCCAUUCGCACAUACGCUAUAGAAUGAGCGGUAUAGUGAGACGGGAACGUGUCCUGAAUGCGUAAGCGACGUGAACUCAGCUCUGAUGGAACACAGAACAUGUUCUGCAUUAAACCCUUUAAAACCUUUACAUUAUUUUUUUAAUUUAAAAAAGUAAAGAAAUGAUGAUUAAAUUAUUAUUCUCUUCAUAGAAAGCCUUUGUACAGUACCUCACUCUCCUUGGUUUUUAUUGUAAAACCUCCACCAUGUCACGCACUUUAUCUUUACCUCAUGUGAAUGUAAUCUGAACAGCAAUCAUACUUUCUCCACACUUUUUUCUGUAAAUAAUGCUCAGACAUGUUGAAAGUAUUAGCCAUGACAUGAUUGUAGCGCAUGUGUAUAACAUGUCAAGUCUGUUACUUAUAGAAAUUAAAGGUUUUUUUUUUAAUCGUGAAGUCAUAAAGCUGCAUCAAGAUAGCAUUUUUAUUCUUAAAGGAGCUGUAUGUGAUUUUUUAAAAUUUAAUAAGCGCCCCC